This is a messenger RNA of Naegleria gruberi, 1770 nucleotides long. RefSeq lists its product as uncharacterized. Lineage: Eukaryota; Heterolobosea; Eutetramitea; Acrasida; Naegleriidae. The transcript is spliced from 2 exons. The record is from RefSeq and is a predicted model, not a curated record. Gene Ontology annotation, molecular function: protein binding; transcription corepressor activity. Gene Ontology annotation, cellular component: histone deacetylase complex. Gene Ontology annotation, biological process: regulation of transcription by RNA polymerase II. Bases 1 to 1770 code for a protein of 589 amino acids.
AUGACAUUUCGUAAUCUUUCAAGUGACGAAGUUAAUUUCAUGAUUUAUAGAUAUCUUCAGGAAUCUGGCUUUAAACACAGCGCCUUUUCUUUUGCUAGUGAAAGUAAUGUACAAUCGUGUGGUAUUAGAGGAGCAGAAGUUCCACCAGGAGCCUUGAUUUCCUUCCUUCAAAAAGGUAUACAAUACCUUGAAGUUGAAACUAAACUACGAAACAAGAGUGAUCAACAAGUACAAUUUGAUACUGUAUUUGAAAUGCUUUUACCAGAUGUACCUAAAGAAAACUUAAAGGAAACCAAUUCUUCAUCAAAUUCUUCCAAUCCAACAAAUCCUAAUAACACAACCACUACAGCUUCUACUACUUCUACUACUAAUACCACACAACGACGAAAGAAUUCAUCCAGCGAAAAAGCCAAUGUUAGAACAAGUUCUAAUGCUAAUGGUAAUAGCGGAACCAAUUCUUCUGGACGUCCAUCAAAGAAACAAAAACAAAAUACUACAACACCUGCAACUACAAGUAGUACUGCUGUUACUACUAGUGGAACAUCAUUGGCCAGUAAUGGUUCACACAAUAGUUUGGCAACUCAUGAUGAAGAGAGUGCUGCCGUUAUGGUUAUUGAUGAAGGACAUUUGUAUCAUUCUGAAGCCAAUACUAGUACAAUAAUACCUGAUAGUCUUGUUACUAAACUGAAAGGACACACUCAUGAAGUUUUUAUUUGUGCUUGGAAUCCUGCUCGUAGCAAUGUUUUGGCAUCAGGAUCUGGUGAUUCCACUGCUAGGAUUUGGGAAUUGGUUAAAGAUGAAGUUGGUCCUAGGGCAGCUCCUCUUCAUCCACUUGUUUUAAAUCACGGAGAUAAUACAGCUACAGGAGAGCUUCAAGCUUCAACUAAGGAUGUCACAACUCUUGAUUGGAGUGGAGAUGGUAAAAGGCUUGCAACUGGUUCAUAUGAUGGUAAAGCUAGGAUUUGGUCUGAAGAUGGUAGACUCAGAUGUAUUUUGGAUCAACACAAGGGUCCAAUCUUUUCACUUAAAUGGAAUAAGGCAGGAAAUUAUCUUUUAUCUGGUUCAGUUGACAAUACUUCAAUUGUAUGGGAUGUUGAAAAUAAUCAAGUUAAACAACAAUUUGCUCAUCACUCUGCACCAACAUUGGAUGUUGAUUGGAGAACUAACACCUCUUUUGCUACAUGCUCAACUGAUAGAAUGAUUUAUGUUUAUGAAUUGGGUACAAGUAACCCAACCAGAACAUUUUCUGGACACGAAGAUGAAGUCAAUGCUAUUCGAUGGAGUCCAAAUGGUAAACUUUUGGCUUCAUGUUCUGAUGACUUUACAGCCAAGAUUUGGUCCUAUGAUAGUCAAAAAUGUGUCUGGGACUUUAAGGAACACACAAAGGAAAUUUACACAAUCAAAUGGAGUCCAACAGGUCCUGGAACUGAUUAUCCUAAUAAGAAUACAGUUUUGGCAAGUGCUUCAUUUGAUGCUUCUAUCAAGUUGUGGGAUCCUAUUGCCGGAAAAUGUUUACAUUCACUCACAAAACAUACUGAUCCUGUAUAUUCUGUAGCUUUCAGCCCUGAUGGUAAAUAUUUAGCAAGUGGGUCCUUUGAUCGUUAUUUGCACAUUUGGUCAGUUCAUGAUGGUAAAUUAGUAAGGACAUAUCAUGGAAGUGGUAGUAUUUUUGAAGUUUGUUGGAAUGCAACUGGUGAUAAGGUUGCUGCUUGUUUCUCGAACUCUAUAACGGAGGAAUUUAAUGUUUGUGUUCUCGAUUUUCGUAUGUAA